GGUUGUGUUUAUUUUUAUUAUUUGAAGAAAAAAAUUGGCGUUUUAAAAUAUUUAGAGAAAUAAACUAAUAAUUUAAACAAUAAUAGUCGGUUUUUUGUGUAAAUUAGCAAGAAAAAAAAUAUCAUGGCAUCUCAACGAGCACGACGUUCAAAUGCCGGUAAUAGAAUUGCAAAAUUGUUAGACAAUGAGGAGGAGGAUGACUUCUAUAAAACCUCCUAUGGUGGCUUCCAAGAAGAAGAAGAGGAUAAAGAAUAUGAACAAAAGGACGAGGAGGAAGAUGUUGUGGAUUCUGACUUCAGUAUCGACGAAAAUGACGAACCCGUUUCAGAUCAUGAUGAUGAAGAAGGCAAAAAGCGUAAACGUACUGGUGUUAACACUAAAGCGUAUAAAGAACCAAAACCUGUGAAAAAAGAUGAAAAAAAUGCAACGAGUCCAGUCAAAAAGAAAGCUACUAAAGUACUUAAAAGAAAAGUACGUCCAAAAUUUACAGUGCUCGAUUCAGCCCGAAAGUCAAUUAGAGCCUCUACUGCCAUUAAGACACAAGCGACAAAAAUUCGUCUAAAAGAAAUGGAUGAUGCUCGGAAAAAAAAGAAGAAAGUGAAAAAACUAGAGGAAUACAUGCCAACGCAGGAGGAACUUUUAGAAGAGGCAAAAAUAACGGAGGAAGAGAAUAUUAAAUCAUUGGAAAAAUUUCGAAAAUUGGAAUUGGAGAAAAAGAAAACCCGCCCUACAAAGCGAAUUUUUAGUGGUCCAAUGAUACGCUAUCAUUCUAUGACAAUGCCAGUUGUUCGUAAACAUACUCGAGGUUAUAGUGCUCCCCAUGAUCCUAAUGAUCCAAAAUCAAAAUGUGAACGAACAUUUAUUUCCUUGGAAAACGACUUGGAUGAAAAAGUUUUUCAGAAUAUAUUCAAAUCAAAAAGGCUACAACGAAACUCAGGCUAUCUAUGUCCAAUUACAAAAUUACCCGCUCGCUACUUUGAUCCUGUAACUCAACAGCCGUAUUACAGUAUACAGGCUUUUAAAAUCCUACGAGAAGCUUACUAUAUGCAGCUAGAGGAUCGGGGUAAUACCGAAAAUCCGGAAAUGCAAAAAUGGCUUGACUGGCGUAAAACGAUUAAAGAGAAUCGUUUAAAAGCCGUAGCUAAUAAAAUAAACAAUUCAUAAUUUUUGCUCAAAUAGGCUCCAUUAAAAAAAUCAUCCAACAUAAUGUAAGUUUUGUUUUCUAAUAAUUUUUAUUUUUUAUAUUUUGAAUAUCAUUACUUAUUUCAUAUUUAUAACUCACACAACAUAUAGUGCAAAAAACAUUUAACAUUUAUAUAAACUAUAUAAAAUCUACAAAAAAAUAAAUAGGUUUAAUUUGACUCUUCUUUACUUAAAAUGUUUAUGUUCGAUUUUGGAAAUUAUUCAUUCUAUAUAAUAUAAUAGAUGAAAAUCAAUUAGAUAUAUAAGUAAAAAUUGUUUUCAUAAUUUUAGGUUUUAAUUAUAUUACUUCAAUAUAUAAUUUAUAUUAAAAUUAAAGAAUGUAAUCUUUGACAUCUA
Calliphora vicina (urban bluebottle blowfly) is the source of this 1539-nucleotide messenger RNA. It is a transcript of the gene YL-1, whose product is annotated as Vacuolar protein sorting-associated protein YL-1. The transcript has 4 exons. Gene Ontology annotation, biological process: regulation of DNA-templated transcription; chromatin remodeling. Gene Ontology annotation, cellular component: nucleus. The record is from RefSeq and is a predicted model, not a curated record. Gene Ontology annotation, molecular function: ATP-dependent H2AZ histone chaperone activity. Bases 124 to 1164 code for a protein of 346 amino acids. Lineage: Eukaryota; Metazoa; Arthropoda; Insecta; Diptera; Calliphoridae.